GCCAUCGGGCGGAGGCCGCGUCCCGAGCCGGGGGCUCCGCUUCGUCCCGCGGGGCGGCGGUGAUGGGGACGGCUCUCUCCACCGGAGCGGUCGUUGCCAUCUCUUUUAACUGCAUCAUCGCUCUGCUCAUCCUCAUCCUCUUCCACAUCCUCUGCAAGGCCUGCAGGACCCCGUCGUGCCCCAAGAAGAGCCCAGCGUCCGACGCGGACGAAGCGAAGAACGAGGAGAAGUACCUCCUGCAGCCCUGAGUGCGCGGAGAUGGGGCCUGAGGGGACGCGGAGCCGUGCGCAGGGACAGUGACACCGAGCGGAGCCCUUCGACCCCGCGGUCCCGGUGUUUGGAUGGCCGCGGUGAUGGAGAGACGGUGGCUGGGGGUGCGCACCGCCCUCGGUGCCACCUCGCAUGUAGGGUCAACCUGGCUAAGGGGACGUGCUCUGCCUUUCCCCUCGGGGACAGUGGCACGUGGAGAGGCGGCCGGCAGCACCUUGCUGUGCCACGGAGCUGAGCAGGGCCAGCACAGGGCCCAUCCCCUGCGGGAGGCUGCUGCGGGGUGGCACCUGCCCGGGGGACCCCUGCAGCACCACAGUGACCAGGAUGGCUGCAGGGUGUGGAGAGCAGGGGGCACUCGGCACCCACCUGACCUGGGUUUGGUCUGAGGAUUCGCCAGGGUGCAGAGGGCCACUCGGUCUGUCCGUUUGUCCUGGAUCUGUCCAUUAGGGUCUACUUGCGCCCUGCCCUCCCUGAGCUUGCCUGCAUCCAGGGGCAGCUUAUGGGCAGGGACUGCUGCUGCAUCCUUCUCUCUAUUGCUGUUUCUUUUGCUGCCGUGAUGGGCACCUCUGUGUGUGCUAUGUUGGUUGGGGAUCACUGGCACCUCCCCGUGUCUCACUGCUGCCCACCUGAGCCCACAGAAAGAUGGGGAUAUUUCAAAGCUGUGGGGUCAGUUCGUGUGCCUGGUGCAGCGACAGUGGAAGGGUCUUCUAGCCUCAGUACCCAGGGACGUGGGUGCAGCCUGGACCCCUCUCUGGUGCCACAGAGGCUGUGCAGCAAGGGAUUUGGUCAGCAUCCCCCCUGUUCUGCUUGUGGGUUUGUUGGGGCUCUGCCCUGCCCAUCCUAGAGUCCUAGAGCCAAGCAAUAGCCAGAGUGAGGCCCUGGGGUUCUGAUAUGCUGCAAUAAGGAGAGGGGGGGGGGGGGGCGUGUGCUGGGAGGGAUGCGGGCUGGGGUCCUUCUGCCAGAACUGGCUCCUUCCCACAUCAGGUGUAGCUAACAUGUCCCUCUGCAGUUGUGUUUGUUUUUUAUGUUUUGUUUAGUUUUGUUUUUUGUUUUGUUUUUUUUUUUAGAUCAAUAAACAGAUCGUAGGACCCAGGAGGUGUCUCUGAGC
Molecule: messenger RNA, 1378 nt
Organism: Meleagris gallopavo (turkey)
Lineage: Eukaryota; Metazoa; Chordata; Aves; Galliformes; Phasianidae
Source: RefSeq, a predicted model, not a curated record